GCAGCGUGUGCAGACCUGCAGCAGGAGAGGAGUUAAAAGCAGACGCUUUGAGGAGCUGGAAGAGUUUCUCUCUGCAGCUGUGAGGAGAUUUGACACCGAUCUGAUUUUAGGAUUCACACAACAUGAAGAGCAGCAGCAGCAGCAGCUGGAUUUCACUCUGCGCGGUUCUGGCUGCAGUUUGUGCCGUCCAGGCGACUUACACACACCACUCAACAUUGCGUUGCGACUGCAAUGGGAGAUCUCGGUACUGCCUUCGGGACGCCCAGGGCCUGCACUGUGUCGACUGUCAGGGAAACACUGAGGGCCGCCACUGUGAGCGCUGCAAGGACGGCUUCUACCUGGAGGGGGCGGGGCUAAGCUGCGCACCCUGCCUCUGCAACCCCACAGGUUCUGUCAGUGCCACAUGUGACAGCAGGGGGCGCUGCACCUGUAAAGAAGGCGUCACAGGAGAAAAAUGCGACCGCUGCCCAGACGGACCGAUUGGACCGAACGGCUGCUCGCAAAGACGUCAGCCCAGAGAGGAUUCUGGGAGUUCGACUCUGCUGUGUUUCUGUUACGGCCACAGCAGCCGGUGUUCCGCCCAAUCCGAUUACUCCGUCCACAACAUCACCUCCACCUUCGCCGAAGGUCCGGAAGGUUGGAAGACGGCGACAGCGCAGGGCGUCACCCCUGACGACGUUCACUUUCGCUGGUCGCCAAAACACCAGGACCUGGAGGUGAUCUCCAAAAACAGCCUGCCGGUUUACCUGUACGCCCCAGCUCCUUACCUGGGGAAUCAAUUGCUGAGUUAUGGUCAGAACUUUUCCUUCUCGUUGCGUCUGGACCGCGGCGUCCGACACCCGUCCACCAAUGACGUGAUUCUGGAAGGUGCCGGUCUACGAGUCAGCGCCUCGCUGGGUGACCUGCGAUCCAUCGUCCCGUGUGGACAGAAGAUCAACUACAGUUUCAGAAUGGACGAGCAGCUUGGCAGCAGGUGGAGGCCUCAGCUCUCCACCCUCCAGUUCCAGACGCUUCUCCAGAACCUCACCGCCAUCAAGAUCCGGGCAACAUUUGGCGAAAAUGGACGUGGUUACCUUGACAACGUGCAGCUGGUGUCGGCGCAGCCGCGGCGCGGAGACAGUGUCUCGGCCACCUGGGUUCAGACCUGCGACUGCCCGCCGGGAUACGAGGGCGAGUUCUGCGAGCGAUGCUCAGCUGGUUUCAGACGCAGGAUCCCUGCAGACGGAGCCUUCAGCCCCUGCGAACCCUGCAGCUGCAGAGGAGGCAGCUGCGACCCGCAGACCGGAGACUGUUACUCUGCCGAUGAGACGCCCGGAGAGCAGAGCUGCUCUGAGGGCUUUUACCGUGACCCCUGGCAGCCUCGUACCUGUGUGAAGUGUCCCUGUGCGGACGGACUGUCCUGCUCGCUGGCUGCCGGUUCGCUGGAGCCCCGAUGUGACCCCUGUCCAACCGGAACCACAGGUCCUCGCUGUGAUGUCUGUCAGGAGGGGUUUUAUGGCGCCCCUGCAGGGGGCGCCGGUGUGCAGCGACCCUGCAGGCCCUGCCAAUGUAACGGCCACAUUGAUGUCAGAGUGGCGGGAAGCUGCGAUCGCAGCAGCGGCGAAUGUCUGAAGUGUCUGAACAACACGAAGGGACGGAGCUGCGAGGCCUGCGUGCGAGGCUUCUACCACAGUCGAGCCUCCGACGCCUGCAAACCGUGUGACUGCGACCCUCAGGGCUCCGAGUCUGGACAGUGUGAUGAUUUGGGCCGCUGUCGGUGCAGACCGGGCUUCGAGGGGCUGAGGUGCCAACACUCCGACUGUCCCGCCUGUUUCGGCCCCAUCAAGUCAAAGAUGGAGGCUUACGCUGCCAAACUGAAGGAGCUGAAGACUCUGUUCUCACACAUGGACGGAGGUUUGAAACCAGUCAGCAAGGCUGAGAUGGAGGCUGCUCUGAGAUAUAUAGAGGAGCAGGUGAACGACCUGCAGGGCGACACCGAGCUGCUCGCAGGUUUGGAGAAGAGCCUGCAGGGUCGUCUGUCGUCUAUCAGCAGGAGUCAGCUGGAAGACGGACAGGACAUCGAAAACAUCGCUGACUCAGCGUACAGCAUCAGACAACGACAGCGGACGUACAAGACGAAGGUGGAGGAGGUUCAGACUCUGAUAGAGGAGAUGAAACGCAAAGUGGACAAGGCCAAGACUGACCUCGGAUCAGCUGAGUUUCCUCUUGGAGAUGCUCCGCUGGGUUCAGACUUCCUCUCUUCUUUGGUGCAGACAGCCACCAGUCUGGCUCAGACCCAUCAGACGGAGGCAGGCGCUGUGGGCCGAAGCGCCACCGACGCUCUGCGUGACUCGGAGAAGAGUCUGGCUCUGGUCCGAACUCUCAUGAACAAAGAGAACAAAGUCAGAGAGCUGAUCGGAGAUCUGAAAACCACGUACGAACAGACUUCCGCCCAGGUGAAGGGUUUGGAGAACCAGGCGACCCGGCUCAGCAGUGAGGCCAGAGACGAGAGCAAGAUGGCGGAUGGCAUGCUGAAAGACAUCACCAGGAUGGAGCGCGAUAUCCCAUCGUCCCUGAAGGAGGAGGUGGACGCCAUGGUUUCCAGGUUGGGCGGUCUGAAGGAGGCGGUGGACGAGGACAUUUCAGGCUACGAGGCGCUGCAGGAUGGCGUGCAGCGAGACAUGGCCGCCACUGGGGACCUGCUGGCCAAGGGCACGGCCGCCAAACAGGAUUACGACAAGCUGGUGAACAGAGUCAACGUCGCCAAGGGCGUCACCGAGGACGCUCUGCAACGCAUCAACAGCAACAGCAAUGAGCUGGACAGCGCCCUGAACUCCCUGAAAGGGUUCGACCAGCAGAUCGACAGCAGCAAAGCUCUGGCUGACGCCGCCAUCAAGCGUCUUCCCGGCAUCAACGCCAUCAUCCAGCAGGCUGUUGGCGACAACGCUGAGACGCUGUCCGUCCUGGGAGACGUGUCUGAUGAUUACAGCAACGCACUGGCGUCCAUCAACCAGCUGGAGAACCUGGUCACCAGUCUGGAGGGAACGUUUGAAUCUUUGCCGUCUCAUGCUGGUCUGGUGAAUGAAGCCACCAAACUGAACAAAGACGCGGAGGAUCUGAGGACGAAGGCGGUCGGUACAGCUGGAGACCUGGUCUUUGAGCUGGACGCUGCCAGGAGGCUGGAGACUGACGCUGAGCAGGCUGCUGCUGGAGCGGCUGCAGCUUUCAACAACGCCAGACAGGCCAGAGACGCUGUGGGACGAACACUACGAGACAUCAGCAGCCUGCUGGCUAACACGAACCAGUCCGGUGUUCUGGAUGAAAAGCGUCUGAAGCAGCUGGAGGACUCUCUGGCGGGCGCUCAGAGAGACGUGGAGGAGCGUCUGAGGCCACGGUUCAGGGACAUGGAGGAGCAGGAGGCCGCCCAGCGGCGCCGUCUGACCGCCAUCAACCUGGACAUCGACACCAUCCUGGGAGACAUCGCUAACCUGGAGGACAUCCUGAAUGCCAUCCCCAAAGGCUGCUUCAACAGCCCGCCCAUCGAGGAGCCCUGAGGACCGCCAGGAGACACAUAACAGUACCUGCCGCCAAGUUCUGGUCUCACAGAGUCCUGAUCCACAAUAAGAUACCUACCAUUUAAACAAUAAUCUACCUACUCUUAUAAAACAACGGGUGGUGCAGAAAUGAUUUUGUUUCAUCAAGUAAUUUAAAAAAAGAGUGAUUGGCCUGUUGUUAAACGUAUGAUCACAAUGAUUUAUUAUUAUGAAAAAACAUGUCUUCUUAGCUUGAAAGCUUCAUUUAUAGCAUCUUUCUAGAAGAGUGUUUGUAAAGUGCUAAAACUGAAAGACUUUCAGCUUUAGCACACAGUUUCCAGUUUCCCGCUUAACAAUGUCUAGUAUUUUUUCAUUUGAGAAAAGCUCACUAACAUUCAGACCCAAUUUUUCAGCUCUUUUCCUCUGAAAGAAAAUGUUGUUCCCCAGACAACGUCAUGUGUAUGAUAUAUGUAUGUAUCCCGACCUCGACGGGCGCGGAAGAUAAAUGAGGGGUCGCGACAUGAUGGAGCAGCGGAGUUACCUGGUCGGUGUUGUCUGAUGAUCUCAUCACCUUCUGGGUCAAUUCACCAAAAACUCACUGAUACUCAUGCUGCGUUCAGGUCAUGUGGGAGUAACCGUAAAUAUCAGUUUCUGACUUGAAAAUACGGUUCACGUCAAAACCCAAACAAAUAUGGACGACGUGUGUCAGCCAAAGUCCGUCGUUCAAGGGAAGCUACGUUUCGGCUCAUUGUAUUUUAGACGUCAACAGAUUUUAAAUUAACAUUAAAAUAAGAAACACAGAAACUACAGAAUGUUUGACCUGCAAAUGUUUGUUUUGUUUUGCAUUAUUGCACAUAACAACUACUGACUUUUCUUUAAUAAACAUCAAAAAUAAGGAUCUUAUUUAGAAGCCAUAUCUAACAUUGACCUGAUGACUGGAUGGACACUGUGUAUAUGAAAUGGUGUGUUUAUAUUUCUGAUAAUAUGAUGUAAUGUGUCAAUGUAAAAGUAUUUUAUUUAUAACUGUCCAUUCAGUACAUCAGUUUUUAAAUAUGUUUAAAUUCAGUGUUUUUAUUUGUUCUGUUGUCAAAAGUCAUUCAUGUGGCAGACGAGCAGAAAUAUUUAUAUGUAUUGCAACUGCAUUUAAAUAAAACCUGCUGCACUUUUUUCACAGUU
Molecule: messenger RNA, 4688 nt
Organism: Siniperca chuatsi (mandarin fish)
Lineage: Eukaryota; Metazoa; Chordata; Actinopteri; Centrarchiformes; Sinipercidae
Gene: lamc2
Product: laminin, gamma 2
Exons: 21
Coding region: 123-3533 (1136 amino acids)
Molecular function (GO): extracellular matrix structural constituent
Source: RefSeq, a predicted model, not a curated record